AUGGCCCUCCUCAUCACACUGUGCAGGGGAAUCUUUCUUCCAGUGAUGAUCGCUAUACUUCCACUACCACCGCAGAUCACGCAAUUUUUUCCUCGCCAGCUCGUGUCGGUACUUCAAUGGUUCGCUUUCUGGGCAUUCUCUGCGCUUCUAAUCAUACCAUGGCUAUUUUGUGUCAAUAGAUUCGUGAUUCACUCCUUAGGGCGAACCAAGAGGGUGAAGGAGGCUUUAGAUGACCGCACCGCACCAAAAACCGUCAUUGUCAUGCCAGUAUACAAAGAAGACCCCCUUGUUCUGAUCAAGGCAAUUGACUCGGUCGUUAAUAGCGACUAUCCCAGUUAUUGCAUUCAUGUUUUCUUGUCCUAUGAUGGGUGCAACAUCGAUGAACCUUAUCUCCAUGUGAUCGACCAUUUGGGAAUUCCGAUUUCGCUGGAGAGUUACCCGCAAAGCAUUGAUGUGACAUAUCAUGGGGCAAGGAUCACUGUUUCAAGAUUCAAGCACGGUGGCAAGCGUCAUUGCCAGAAACAAACCUUCAGGUUGAUCGACAAGGUAUAUGCCGACUAUCUAAAGCAUAAUGACGACCUAUUUUUGUUGUUCAUCGAUUCAGACUGCAUUCUUGACAAAUUAUGCCUGCAGAACUUCAUGUAUGACAUGGAACUGAAACCAGGGAGCCAGCAUAAUAUGUUAGCGAUGACAGGAAUCAUCACUUCAACCACAGAGAGAAAUUCCCUGAUAACUGUUCUACAGGACAUGGAAUACAUUCACGGGCAGCUUGUUGAGCGUACCGUGGAGUCCGGUUGCGGCGCUGUUACCUGCCUUCCGGGAGCACUGACAAUCCUACGAUUUUCAGCUUUCCGCAAAAUGGCGAGGUACUACUUCGCGGACAAAGCUGAGCAAUGUGAGGAUCUCUUCGACUAUGGCAAGUGUCACUUGGGAGAAGAUCGCUGGUUAACGCACUUGUUCAUGAUCGGGGCGAUUGAACGCUAUCAAAUUCAGAUGUGCACGAGUGCUUUCUGCAAGACAGAGGCGGUUCAGACAUUCUGUAGCCUGCUUAAACAACGACGUCGAUGGUUUCUCGGCUACAUAACCAACGAAGUGUGUAUGCUGACCGACGUCAGACUGUGGAAACGCUACCCACUAUUGUGUCUGGUGCGCUUCAUGCAGAACACAAUCCGGACGACUGCAUUGCUAUUCUUCAUUUUGGUAAUCUCGAUCAUAACAACUUCCAGCAAGAUUAAAAACCUGCCUGUUGGCUUCAUUGCAGUUUCGCUCGGUCUCAAUUACAUCCUUAUGGUUUAUUUUGGGAUAAGGCUCAAACGCUUCAAAGCCUGGCUCUAUCCCCUAAUGUUCAUCCUGAAUCCGUUCUUCAAUUGGCUUUACAUAGUGUACGGCAUCUUCACUGCAGGCCAGCGAACGUGGGGCGGGCCUCGAGCUGACGCAGCCAAAGCUGAUGAGCAUACUACACCAGAGGAAGCGGUCGAGAAGGCUAGGGUCCAGGGGGAUGAGCUGAAUGUUCAGGUAGACACCUUUCGAACGAAAAUAGAAGAGAAAGGCGUUCCCAUCCGGCCUUCAUCUAAGGUCAAUGGUCGCCUCUCGUUUGCGCCACAGCUUCCAGAUCGGUAUUACGACUAUCAGGGCGCUCUGGGGACCAGUCUCGCCAAAUACCUGACCCCUCUUCCAGACGUGCCUCGCAUCGGCCUCCACCCACAUUGCUCAUCUGACUCGGUUGCGACAUCCGAUUCUGGAGGCAAUUCAAUUUCCUUGCCCCAGAAUGUGGAAUCCUUGAUGAGCGCCGGGGAGCGGGCCAGACUCUCCAUAAGUCGCCCGGCGCAGGAAGACACCGGACUUCUACACACACGGGAGGCAGAUGGUGGAGAGCAUGGCCUGUAUGUGCAAUCUAACGAGGACCCGGUAGACAACCGGGCGUAUGAAUUGCAUACCAUUGAGUCAGAGAGCAAUGUCCCAAGCGGAAAGCCCCAGGUAUCGUCAAGUGUUCCACAAUCAAUGAUACAGCAAUCUAGAGCUGUUCCUGGGUCUCAGCCCCAUGGGCACUUGCCACAGCCAAGAUACACCAAGCGACCUAGUAGGAUUCCGAGGCAGAAGAAGGGACAUAUGCAACCAGAACAAAUGGUUUGA
Molecule: messenger RNA, 2133 nt
Organism: Aspergillus luchuensis
Lineage: Eukaryota; Fungi; Ascomycota; Eurotiomycetes; Eurotiales; Aspergillaceae
Gene: chsD
Product: chitin synthase D
Exons: 2
Coding region: 1-2133 (710 amino acids)
Cellular component (GO): cell periphery; cell septum
Molecular function (GO): chitin synthase activity
Source: RefSeq, a predicted model, not a curated record